UCGAAAUUUCGAAUCAGUCUGCUCUAGUCUGCCGAAGAGUGAGCUCGUGCGCAGCUGAUAAGGAUACACAAAAAUAUGUUCACGAUUACUCAGUGUUUACAAAUAGUGAUUUUGUGACUGGAUUUAUUAUGCUACAUUUAAACAGUGUUGUAUAGUGAGAAUACAAUGCUUCGGAUUAUUUUGGUGCUGCUGAGUGCGUGGCUGGUGUCGGCAGCUGAAGAGGAAGGUGGCAAAUGUGAGAGGAUCAAACUGCCACUAUGCCAGGAUCUGAGAUACAACUGGACGGUGAUGCCCAACCUGAUGGGUCACCGAGACCAAAAGGAAGCUGAAGAAGCUAUGGUCGCAUACAGCAACAUAUUGACAAGUGGUUGCUCCACACACGCGCGGUUCCUCCUGUGCUCGGCCUUCGCCCCGCUCUGCACAGAGCAAGUGUCGGGCUCCGUCAGCGCCUGCCGCGCCCUCUGCGAGACCGUCGCCGAAGACUGCAAAGACCAACUCGAAAAGAACCCCAGUAUCAAACUGAACUGCACUCAAUUCCCUGAUAGAGCGCGACGACUCUGCAUGAGGCCCCCUAACUCCACAGAACUUGAACCGGAACCCUCACCACCUCCGCGCUGGCCGUUCCAAGACAACGAGCUUAGAGAACAUGGCUGCCCCCCGGCGCACACUAGAGCCCCCACCGGCGAGUGCUGGCCCGCCUGCGGUCAACACGCGCGCUACAGCCAAACAGAAAAGAGAAAAGUCGAAAUCUGGAUGACUACCUUAGCGUGGUUCUCACUAUUAUCCACCUCCUUCGCAUUGCUUACCUUCUGCGCGGAACCUUCAAGAUUCAGAUACCCAGAACGACCUGUUGUGUGGAUAGCUACAUGCCACGCUCUCGUCGGGCUAGCUUAUGUAGCAAGGAGCUGGCUCGGAGCCAAAUUGGUGUCCUGCACCGGUACCACGUUAGCUGUCGACGGACUAGCAUCGCCGACUUGCGUCGCUUUCUUCUCCCUCACUUAUUACUUCACUCUGGCUGCUGACGCGUGGUUCGCGAACGCUUGCGUCGCGUGGUACCUAACCGCUGCCAGUGAAUGGUCCAGUGAAGCUUUGGAACGGGCAGCCGCGUAUUUACACGCCGUCGCAUGGGGCUGGGCUGGUGCGUGGACUGCAGCCGCUUUGGCGCUGAGAAGAGUCACCGCUGAUGAAUUAACUGGAACGUGUGGGAUUUCGGACGCAGCGGCUGCAGCGCUGAUAGGAGUGCCUCGAGGAGCCCUACUUGUGACGUCGAUAGCGCUGGCUAUCGGAGCGUGCCCUGGGAUAAUGAGGGUUCGACGGGUAUUGGAUUCGAGGGGAGCGAAAAGAGUUGGGAGAUUAGCGGCACGCGCCGCAGCGGCUGGAGCUCUGUAUUUCUUGCUGGCAGCAAGCGGGACUGGAGUAAGGGUUUUUGAAGCGAGAGUGCGGGAAGCCAUCAGUGGUUUGGCGUUAUUAGCGGCCUACGAAGCUGGGACAGUGGAGGAAACGGCCGGUUCGAAUGGACUGUCGAUUUGUUUGUGGUUAUCGUGCGGCAUCGCGGCUGGGGCGUGGGCUUGGUCGCGGAAAUCUGCCGUCGUGUGGCGGAAAGCGCUGUGCCCGCCUAAAAAAACACCCUGUUGUUCUCCCCCCCUGCUCAGACCUCAUCACCCGUACUAUAAAAGACCUUUACACGUGUCUAGAGUGUGAUAUAGUAGUAAGUGCCUCAAAGACUUAUUUAAACUGUAUAAAGUGCCUAAUUUAUGCCUUCUGUGAAGGUGCUCUCGAUUGUAAAUAGUGUAUAUAUACGUCAAUUUGAUAAAAUAUACUGUUGAUUUUUAUUCAUACUCA
Messenger RNA from Amyelois transitella, 1842 nucleotides. Its product is annotated as frizzled-10. The coding region runs from base 166 to 1701 and encodes 511 amino acids. NCBI's taxonomy places the organism in Eukaryota, Metazoa, Arthropoda, Insecta, Lepidoptera, Pyralidae. Gene Ontology annotation, molecular function: Wnt-protein binding; Wnt receptor activity. Gene Ontology annotation, biological process: non-canonical Wnt signaling pathway; canonical Wnt signaling pathway. Gene Ontology annotation, cellular component: plasma membrane. The transcript has 2 exons. The record is from RefSeq and is a predicted model, not a curated record.